Messenger RNA from Colletotrichum graminicola M1.001, 1038 nucleotides. Its product is annotated as WD domain-containing protein. Gene Ontology annotation, molecular function: protein binding. NCBI's taxonomy places the organism in Eukaryota, Fungi, Ascomycota, Sordariomycetes, Glomerellales, Glomerellaceae. The transcript is spliced from 3 exons. Gene Ontology annotation, cellular component: peroxisomal matrix; cytosol. Gene Ontology annotation, biological process: protein import into peroxisome matrix. Bases 1 to 1038 code for a protein of 345 amino acids. The record is from RefSeq and is a predicted model, not a curated record.
AUGGCCCCGAUGCUCGAGUUCCGCACUCAGGGCUUCAACCCGUAUGCCGUCAAGUACUCGCCCUACUACGACUCGCGCAUCGCCGUUGCGUCAUCGGCCAACUUUGGCAUUGUCGGCAAUGGCCGCGUCUUUUGCCUCGCCUUGACGGCACGGGGCGUCGAGGUCGAGACGACGUUCGACACGAACGACUCCCAAUAUGACCUCGCCUGGUCCGAGAUCAACGAGAACCAGCUCGUCGUCGCCUGCGGCGAUGGCUCCAUCAAACUCUUCGAUCUCGGCGUCAAGGACUUCCCCGUCAUGAACUUCCACGAGCACAAGCGCGAGACCUUUUCCGUCAACUGGAGCCCCAUCACGAAGGACACCUUCGUCUCCAGCUCGUGGGACGGCACGAUUAAAGUGUGGUCUCCGACCCGCGAACGCUCCCUCCGUACCCUCCCCGUCGGGAACUGCACCUACUCGGCUUCCUUCCAGCCGUCGAACCCGCACAUCAUCUCCGCCGUCUCGUCAGACUCCCAGAUCCGCAUCUUCGACCUCCGCACGCCCGCCUCCUCGCGUUACCAUCUAACCUCCAUGAUCCCAGUCCACGCAGCAGGGCCUUCCUUCCCCUCCGCCGCGCCCGCCGAGGUCCUCACACACGAUUGGAACAAGUACCGCGACACCGUCAUCGCGACGGGCGGCGUCGACCGCGCUGUGCGCACGUUCGACAUUCGGAACCCGACGGCAGGGCCCCUGGCCGUCAUGCAGGGGCACGAAUACGCCGUCCGCCGGCUGGCGUGGAGCCCGCACGCCAGUGACUUGCUGUUGACGGCGAGUUACGACAUGACGGUCAGGUUGUGGGAUGACCGGUCGAAUGCGCCACCGACAGGACCGCCGGGCGGGGCGCAGAUUGGCGCGCAGGUCGGAAUUAUGAACAGACACACCGAAUUCGUCGUCGGCGUGGACUGGUGUUUGUUCGGCGUUGGCGGGUGGGUUGCGACCGUCGGCUGGGACGAGAGGGUUCUUCUCUGGGACGCGAAUGCGCUCCUGGCCGGCCGGUAA